CACUCACUCUGCUGCUCGUGCUCAUCUCACGCGAGCCAGCCUCGUCAGCUCAGGGGCGCGUGCCAGCUCUGAAGCUAAGGGGACAGCUCCCAGGUGCUGAAAUCGGUCGGCGCUCCAAAGAGAAAACGAGAAACAGAGGGGGACGAGAAUCGACGCCUGCAUUGGACACAAAUAAUAAUAAUAAUAAUAAAAACACACACACAGGGGCAGACAGACAACCGAGGCCUUCAACACAGAUGGCUGCCACUCAGGAUGUGAAAGGGAAGGGAGAGGGAGGGGACCAAAACUUCGACUACAUGUUUAAGCUGCUAAUCAUUGGCAACAGCAGUGUGGGCAAAACGUCUUUCCUGUUCCGCUACGCCGAUGACGCCUUCACUUCAGCUUUUGUCAGCACAGUGGGCAUCGACUUCAAAGUGAAAACUGUUUACAAGAACGAUAAAAGGAUCAAACUACAGAUCUGGGACACAGCGGGCCAGGAGCGCUACAGGACCAUCACUACUGCGUACUACCGCGGGGCCAUGGGCUUCAUCCUCAUGUACGACAUCACCAAUGAGGAGUCUUUCGGUGCUGUGCAGGACUGGUCGACCCAGAUAAAAACCUAUUCGUGGGACAAUGCACAGGUGGUGCUAGCUGGGAAUAAGUGUGAUAUGGAAGAGGAGCGAGUGGUGUCAGUGGACAGUGGGCGAUUGCUGGCAGAACAGCUGGGUUUUGAGUUUUUCGAGACAAGCGCCAAGGACAACAUCAACGUGAAGCAGACCUUUGAGCGUCUCGUUGACCUAAUUUGUGACAAGAUGUCCGAAAGCUUGGACAGUGAUCCGGCGGUCACCACGGGAGCCCCCACUGCCAAACUCACAGACAGUGCUCCACCUCUGCAGCAGCCUGGAUGCAACUGUUAGUGCUCCAAAUCAGACAGCAAAGGGAGGGCAGGGCAGAUCCUUGAAGGCCAUAGAGUGUGCAGAGUUUCCUUCUCCUUCAGCAUUAACACUUCUGCUAGCACAGCUUUCUCUGGACAGUUCAAACCUUGUUUAGUAGUAGACCUCUAAAAUGCUGUUGUAUUAUCUUCCACCUUCUAUCACCUUAUAUCAAGAGCAAAUAACCAGACAGACAUACAGUACAUAGCUAUUGUAAACAGUGUAACAGUAUAGGAUAUCUAGGAUAAUACUCUUAGAGACAUUAUAUUCUCAUCCUUUGGCUAAUCAGUAUGGUUAUAAACCAAGUAUAUUUGAUAAUGCUGGAAAUAGUCCAUAUGUUGUACAGUAAACCCCUAAAGACCUUUAAAGUCUUAAAGUAAUUAUAAAAUAAGGGAUAGUCAGUGAGUGCUUUAAUAAUUAUUUUAUUUUUAUUUUUGUACAGUAAGUAUUAUCCUUUUAUAGGUUUAUUUUUUUCUCCUAAAGCUGCCAAAUCUUUGAUUUAGUGCCCUACGAUGUAGCAGCUUUCUUUUGUGCAGCGCGUCUGGUGUUAUGAGCGUGUGAUUGUUGUGUGACUGUGCAGUAUAGUGGAUCUGGGUUGCAUGAGUGUGCGUAUUCUGUCUAAAUCACAGAUGAGUGACAUUUUGCCAUCCAAAAAUAAUCUACCUUGGAUAAAAAAGUGGCCUUUUAGCAUCUCCAACACGGCCUCUGUGAGUUUCUCUGUCCUGCUUCCUUUUUUGAAUGAAUCCAGUACGUGUAAUGUUAAUGUGAGUACUAUUCCAUGUUUUGCUGUCUGUAAAUGUGCGGUUCUCUGAUAGGUAUCUCUGUGAAUCUUACAAGCAAGUAUUUCUAUGUGCUUAGCCUCUACAAUGAGCCUUUAGUCUUACUUUUUUGCGACAAGCAUGCUGCCAAAAACUCAAUCAUAUGUGCUGUUUUAUCUAAAGAUGGGCCUUACCCAACCCUAACCAUCCUCACCUCGACGUUACAGCGACAACCAGUAAAAAAACAAUCACAUACCUAUAAGGCACAGUAGAGUGAUUAUAUACAGAUAACAGAUGAUCAGCUCUGGCAUGGAAUAAACAGCCAUAUAUGAAAAAUUGAUGUUUAAUUUAUAAGCCAGCAUGCUUACAUUUCAUGUUUAUGCUAUGAAAUGAUGUCCCUCUGGAAAAAAAAUCAUCAGUAACCUGCUUAGGAAACUUCAAAACAUCAUGGUAGUUUGAUAUGUGAAUCUCUCCUUAGCAGACAUACUAUCCUGUAGUUGUUUUAAAGAUAACUUAAGUCUAUAUAAUAUGAAGAUUGAAGUAAAUAAAACCCAGAAAAAAAAAGACUUUUUGUUUCUUAGAACACUUGUAAUUCAUGAAACAUUUGUGCCAAAAUAUUCCAAUUCCUUUAGCAUUGUCGGUUGUUUGUUGCAUAGUUUACUAAUAAAACCUCCAAAAAAUUGCAUGAAGUCACUCCUGACUUAUCCAUGUAGAUUUAUAUUCUAAAAUAGUGUAUGUUACAGAUUUAGGAGCAUUAUCAUGGCACUCGCUAUGAGAUGCAAUGGGCCAAUAAGUGCAAUAUUUUAUUAAUUAAACCCUGUAAAUAUUUUUUCCUGUCUUUGAGGACAACGACUCUAUCUGCUGAGUGACAGUUUAGUCAGAGUGGCUGUACCAAUGUACAAUCUCUAAAAAAAUAAAAAUAAAAAAAAAAAGAGUGUGUGCUUCACUCGGUACCUGCAGCCAUUGAAUGUGUGUCUGAGUGUACGUAUGGAUGGGAGUUUAUGUACUGUAUGUGUACCUGCCAUAUUGACAAAAUCAAUGACAUAAUAUAGUGUAUUGUUUGUGUAUACCUUUUGUACAAAUGUAUCCACGUACUAUAUGCUGUUCCUGCUAAAUGUCGGUGGUUGUAUUCUCAUGUCAAAAUGCACUGUUGUUGUGAAAGAUAGUCAGGGAGAUGACUUAGUCCAUGCCAUAUGCCAUACUAUUGUAACUCCCACUAAAGGGACACACUAUUUUAAUUUCCCUGAGAAUAUGUGUGCACACGUGCUUUGUACAUGUGCAUCUGUGUGUUAUUAUAAUUUUAUGCUAAUAGCCAUGAAAUAAAUUAACAAACUCAAGUCAAGAUCAAUUUGCCUAAAAGGUUGUGCGGUUGUUCUGAUUUUAAACACUACAACUUCCCUUAUAAAUAACCGUAUUGGCUUCUUGGAGUGCAGGCAAUGUUAGACAUAUGUUUUUGAGAUUAUAGGAAAUAAAACAAAUUAUAUCUG
Molecule: messenger RNA, 3156 nt
Organism: Sphaeramia orbicularis (orbiculate cardinalfish)
Lineage: Eukaryota; Metazoa; Chordata; Actinopteri; Kurtiformes; Apogonidae
Gene: rab3c
Product: RAB3C, member RAS oncogene family
Exons: 5
Coding region: 237-896 (219 amino acids)
Molecular function (GO): GTP binding; GTPase activity
Source: RefSeq, a predicted model, not a curated record